AUGAGGUGGAAGGAAGAAAAUGCAAACGGAACGAAAACGGAAGGGCUACGGGGGACACCUUCUCCGCCGCCGUUAGUUGCUUGCUGGCUACGGGGUCAGGCCGGAGAGGAAGGCGACGCCGGUGGAGGGCAGCCAGGAGGUGCCGUGGAUGAACCGACGGACGGUGAACUUCGCUGCUUCCUCCUCCAUGGCGAUGACGCGGUAGCCCGGCCAGUUGACCCGCAGCCCCACGGCGGCGCCGUCGCCGGAGUUCCUGUACUCGCCGUAGUACAGAGUAUCGACGGCGAAGUCGCCGUCCCACUCGAGCCAGCCGGCGGGGUGGACGUGGCCGGCGAUGUGGGAGAGCAUGAAGACGGUGCGGGAGUAGGCCUUCCAGGGCCGGCCGAGGAAGGUGGGGUAGCGGCGGUGGUGGCGCCCCUCCUCCUUCUCCGCCGCCGCGAGUUCCGGCGAGGGAAGGACCCGGGAGACGUGGAUGGAGAUGCCGGUGUUCUGGUUGGGGUCCUUCCGGCCCUGGGCGGUGAUGGUGUUCUUUUGUUUCUCCAGCGGCCGGCGGGCGUAGAGGGUGCAGUUCUGCAGCACCACGGCGGCGUUGCCGAAGACGAAGUCGACGGUGCCGGCGACGGCGCAGUCGCGGUAGAACUGCCGCUGCGAGUGCACGUAGAGUGUGUCCUGGUAGCCCAGCACGUCGCAGCGGUAGACGACGGCGCGGUCGGCGCCGACGCGUAGCGCCACCGCCUGGUGCUUCGCCGGCCCCGCCGUGUUCUCGAAAGUCAUGUCCCUCGCCACGAACCCCGUCCCCAUCGCCGCUGCGAUCAACCAGAAAGGAAGAAAUGA
Messenger RNA from Spirodela intermedia, 834 nucleotides. Lineage: Eukaryota; Viridiplantae; Streptophyta; Magnoliopsida; Alismatales; Araceae. The record is from the annotation of a GenBank genome assembly.